CUCUUUCCAGACAAAAACACCCACAACCGCCCGUUUCACUCUUUCAUCUUCACUAUAACAGACAUCAGCUAUCACUCACUCGUGAAAUUCAGCAGUACCUGACGACCGCGAUCACGCCACCCCCGACGCGUUCCGCGAUUAUCCUGAUAAUAUCCAUCCUUGCAUGCGAACUUCCUUCAUGGAUCUAGAGCCUCUCUCACCUUGUCCUCUCACGCGAUGAGCAUGCUCUUUGGAUAUCCUUUCAAAUCACCAUCAUCUUCUCUCUAAAUCCCAUUGACAUGGCCCCACGCUACAAUCCGUCCUUGAAUGGACCUUAUCACAUUCAGCAAAACCAUCUUCAAUCCCACGUUUCUUCUCAUCAACAUGGCGUCCUCCCUCCUCCUGCGCAACUCGGCACUCCUGCGUUCGGUGCAGGCACAUCCUCCUCGGCCAGUCCAUUCGCCCUCACCAGCAACCUAAACAACGGCUUCGAUCGCAGUAUGCUUGACAACGGUGUCAUGCAGGGCCAAAUGGCCUUCGCUAGAGGCGGGCCAGUCCAAGCACAUCAAGGCUAUGAUUCCAUCGGGGGUCCUCUCGAAAACAAGGACGACGCCCGUAUCCGAAACGUUUGGAAGCAUAACUUGAAGGAAGAGAUGGACACCCUCAGGAAAUUAAUCGAUGAGUAUCCCUAUAUUGCAAUGGAUACCGAAUUUCCCGGAAUAGUUGCGAGACCCAUUGGACAGUUCACCACCAAAGCCGAUUAUCAUUAUCAAACCCUGCGAUGCAACGUCGAUCUCCUCAAGAUGAUCCAGCUUGGAAUCACUCUGUUCAAGCCCGAUGGUUCGCUUCCCCCGCCAGACGCUGUGUCCCCUGCGAAGUCCCAAUUCCAUCAGAAUCUCCUCCCCACGCCGUGCACGUGGCAAUUCAAUUUCAAAUUCUCUCUCGAAAGCGACAUGUAUGCCCGCGAGUCGACCCAGAUGUUGACAAAGGCUGGCAUUGAUUUUGAGCGGCAUGCCAAACAUGGGAUUGAACCUCAAGACUUUGCAUCACUACUCAUGACAUCCGGUCUUGUGCUGGAGGAUGACAUUCACUGGAUUUCCUUCCACUCGGCCUAUGACUUUGGCUACUUGAUGAAGCUCAUGAUAUGCAAGCCGUUGCCUGAAGACGAAACGUCGUUUCAUGCUCUACUCGAAAAGUUCUUCCCAUCUCUCUUCGAUAUCAAAUACAUCUUGAAACACAUUGGCGCCAAGGGCUCGGUGAAUAACAAUCAACCUUUGACCCACGAUGCUACCCUCAUCGUGCAGCGGAUUAUGACAAAGUCUGGGCUUCAGGACAUCGCUGAGGAGCUGGCAGUUGCACGCAUAGGGCAAGCGCAUCAAGCAGGAUCGGAUUCGUUGCUUACUGGGCAAGUUUAUUUUAAGAUGAAGGAAAAGGUGUUCAAUGGCACCUUUGAGGAAGACCGAUAUCGGUCUCAGGUCUGGGGUUUGAACGGUCAAAUGCCGACCACUUCUGGAGGCAACAACCGCGACUUCAACACGCCCAACAUGAACGGAGCCACGUUUUACAAUCAAAAUGGAACGCCAUCGACGCCGCAGACGGGCAAUAUCGGCAUGGCUAGUGGAUCGUCGCACACGCCGGUGCCAAGUCACAUGAGUGGGAUGACUCCAGGAGGAUUUGGGAAUUUCCAGUACCAGAAGGCAAUGAGUUAGACGCCAGAGCCAUGCGUCGAGGAAAGGCGGCGGGCAUAUCGUGCGGAGACGAAGCACGCGAGUGCCCAGGACGGCGUUGACGAUCUUGAAUUUUAUGACACACCAGGCUUGGGCGAGUAUGCCUGUCUUGAGAGACAGCGGAGCGGUGGAUGGCAAUUGGAUGGCAGCGCACCUCGAGUUUGUUCCCCUGUACAGCAGAUGACUGGCGUUGUUUCGGGGCGACAUAUAAUGCCAUACAACUCUCAGCAUGAAGUGAUGCGCGAAGACGAAUACCAGUCCUUCACAUGGCAUGACCAAAAUCUAUCCAGUUCGAGCAGCAGAAAUCCUCUAUCACGUGCAUUUCCUUCGGUUUCACCAGCAGACCACCGGCAUUCCAUGCCUAUAGCAAUUCCGGUGCAGCCCCUUGAAGGAGCAAGCUCUAGGCCCUUUGAGCGCUCUCACGCACAUCCCACAAAUGAAGGAUCACGCACCGCUCCAACUUUGUUUCGUCCAAGACUCGUAUCACCGCGGCACAAUUACGUCUCCAGCGAUGGGCUAAUCACAAAUCCUAUUCAUCCUUCACAUGGUUGGCGACCAUGGUCAGCGCGUUCAAAGCCCUAGUCCAUCCAGCCGUCUUGGGACACUGGCGUGUGCACGGCAACGCGCCAAAGACAAGCAUACCGACGACAUGAUGGCGUGCAAAAUGCACUUUAGUCUCGGCCCUAUAGCUUUGAUAAUUUGGAGCGAUUGCCCACGAACGCGAAGCGGUAAAGCUCGAUGUGGACACAUGUUGUCUCUGGUAUUCGACUCAUGUGUCUGGACGGGUCGGAGAAUACGGAGUACGGAGUUGAGUAUUUUGCAUGGGUGUCCUGGUUGUGGACCUUAGGGAAGGGGUAGUUUUUGUUCAGUAGUUGAGUUACAUACUUGGGGAUGGAAGAGAGGUGUGACCGGUGCGGUGAGUUGUUGUCGUGUCCUUGUGUUUUUCGUAACUCGGUCUAAAUGUCGAGGCGAAGAAUGUGACUGGCCUCGAGGAUUGUAUUGUAUUGCACCGAAAUUGGUAUCGGGUCAAAUUAUCCUGUAAUCAUAGCAGAGAUGUUG
Exophiala mesophila is the source of this 2765-nucleotide messenger RNA. RefSeq lists its product as uncharacterized. The record is from RefSeq and is a predicted model, not a curated record. Gene Ontology annotation, molecular function: poly(A)-specific ribonuclease activity; nucleic acid binding. The coding region runs from base 279 to 1688 and encodes 469 amino acids. NCBI's taxonomy places the organism in Eukaryota, Fungi, Ascomycota, Eurotiomycetes, Chaetothyriales, Herpotrichiellaceae. The transcript is spliced from 2 exons. Gene Ontology annotation, cellular component: CCR4-NOT complex; CCR4-NOT core complex; P-body.